This is a messenger RNA of Carlito syrichta (Philippine tarsier), 890 nucleotides long. It is a transcript of the gene MCRIP1, whose product is annotated as MAPK regulated corepressor interacting protein 1. Lineage: Eukaryota; Metazoa; Chordata; Mammalia; Primates; Tarsiidae. The transcript has 5 exons. The record is from RefSeq and is a predicted model, not a curated record. The coding region runs from base 80 to 373 and encodes 97 amino acids.
GUCUCACUCCUGUGUCUGGCUUCUGUUGCAGAGGCUGAGGGGAUCUGGCAGCAGAGUGCUAGGACCAGACACCCCCGCGAUGACCAGUUCCCCUGUUUCCAGAGUCGUCUACAACGGCAAGAGGAACAGCAGCCCCCGCUCUCCCACCAACAGCAGCGAGAUCUUCACCCCAGCCCAUGAGGAGAAUGUACGCUUCAUUUACGAAGCUUGGCAGGGCGUGGAGCGGGACCUGCGGAGCCAGCUGUCGGGCAGCGAGCGAGGCCUCGUGGAGGAGUACGUGGAGAAGGUCCCCAACCCCAGCCUGAAGACCUUCAAACCCAUUGACCUGAGUGACCUGAAGCGCCGGAAUCCCCAGGACACCAAGAAGUCUUAGAGUACCCGUCACCCCUCCUGGCCUCCGGAAGAUCAGGGAUCAGGAGGGAGAAGAGGGAGCCUCUGUUGUCUCUCGGGCUGGUAGGACUGGGCUGGUUUUGUCGUUGAGGUGGCCAGGACUCAGGACAAGGGCAGCCCCACCCCAUCCAGCCUAGGCCCUCAUGGACCCCUGUUGCUCCUCCAGCCUGGAACAUUGGGGAGCUUCUAGCCUCCCCACCCCCGACCAGCCUAGCCCCUACCGUGCAUCAACUUCAAGAUGGCACUAGCUCUCUGGGCCUGGGACACUGCUGGGCCCCCCAAAGGAGUCCCGGCAACCCCGCCCGGCCUCCUGGUGUCUUGCACCUGGGGGCAGGGUUGCUGAGGCUGACCCUGAGGUGGUGGUGCUGCCGGUUUGUUCUGGCUCUAGGGUGUGCUGGGAGGGUCACCAGGGCUCCCUUUUCUUCCUGUGCCCCUCGAAAGCCAAGUGUCUUUGUGGCUCUGGAGCCUGAGGGUCUGAAUAAAGGUGGGAGGCACUGGAA